This is a messenger RNA of Penicillium brasilianum, 993 nucleotides long. The record is from the annotation of a GenBank genome assembly. NCBI's taxonomy places the organism in Eukaryota, Fungi, Ascomycota, Eurotiomycetes, Eurotiales, Aspergillaceae.
AUGCCGUUGAAGCUGUGUGGACCGCUCUCGAAUCAACUGGACGAUGACAGGGCCAUGCCUACAAAGCUCACCAGGCCUCUACCAAAUCUCCCGCCUCAGAAACCCAAGAUCAUCGGUCUAUUUGGCCUUUCUGGAGCUGGAACACCAUUCCCCCUCGACCAGUUGAAGAAAGAAAUCGGGGAAGGAAUGUUUGCAUUCUAUGAUGCCAGCCAGGAUCUCGAAGCUGUUUGUCCCGGUGGACUGAUAGCAUACAAUGCCCUCAGUUCAGAUCAGAGGCAACAAUAUCGCGAUAUCACCGUUGACACUUUCCAGCAAGAGUGUGCGAAGAAGGGUGUCAUAGGAGUGGUGAUUCGCUACUUAACACUCUGGGAUGAAGACAACGAAUGCUUCUCCAUCACCCCAGCAGCGGAUGUGCAAGCGCAUACCCACAUCCUCUACCUGGAAUCGCCCUUUGUCAAAUCUUCUCAGAUUUCAGAACACUCCUCGCAGAAGUCCUCCCAAGACGAGAUAGGACAGGCAAAAGUCAAGCAUUGGGAUUGCUGGCAGAAACGAGACAUAUCCUACUUGCGUCGCUUCUGUCAUAAGCACGACAUCACCUUUACAGUCCUGACACCCCACCUGGCCACCGUACCCAAGGUAAUUAGCCUUAUGAAGAUUCUCCAGGUGUCUGGCCAGACCCACAACAGAAGAUCUGUCAAAGAACAGUUGAUACGUAUCAUGCAAACUCCUCGCGCGGAGCGGGUGGAAACUGUUUUGCUGUUUGACGCGGAUGGAACUCUUUCACCCCAGGACAGCGAAUACCUGCUGUGGUGCCAAGUUCCUUGUCAACUUAUGCCGCUGGGACUUCAGAAUAUCCCUUCAAAGGCGACAUUAAGUCACGUUACUUCUACGUACAAGGACUAUCUCCAGACAGCGCUGCUGCAUGAGGAAGUUUUUGACGAUCAGACGUUUGCUGAUGUUUGCCAGGAGGUUGCAGCAGCUAUCCAAUUGUAA